GAAUGGUCCUUGCUUUGAACUUAAACUGACCAGGCUUUUCUUCGUUCCUAGAUUAAAGAAUGACAACUGAAGACCUCGCGAAAGCUCUGGGUCGUCCAGGCAAAUAUCAAUUACUCCUGACAGUACUUCUGUGUCUGAAUUACGUCUAUGUUGGUUGGAAUCACCUUGGAAUGGCGUUCCUUGCAGCCAAAACUAAACAUCACUGUACGGUGAAGAAUUCUUCAGACAUCGAUCAUCUUGUACCGUUGGAAAAAAAGAAUGGAAAAGAACAAUGGAAAGGGUGUAAAUUGUACUCAGACUACAACAAGACUGAACAAGUUAGUUGUUCAAAUGGAUGGACUUAUUAUCAUUCUGACAGAGAAAGGACGAUCGUCUCUGAGGUAAAUUAUUCUUGGUUGUUUAACAGUGUCUUUGAAUUUCAAAAACCAUUUGUCUGAAUGCUUUCAUUAUAUAUCGAGUGUCAAAGUUCAUGUAUUCUUGCAUCUUAUUGGACGAGAUCUAGAACAUAUAUACUUGCAGAAACCGCACAACCCCAAUAAUUUUCAUGCACUGAACGCAAUAUGCCCUUUCGACCGUGCUUGGUUUGGGAGUUGGUGCACGAGUUGUAUGCUCAACAGUUUCAGCUGGCUAUACUAUCAUUGCAUGCAAGGUUGAAAUAUAUUUCUCCUUUUUUUACGUGAUACUGUCAUUGACUUGACCAAAAUAUUAAUUUUUAAGUGAAACAUGUCGCAGUUUUAGACAUACGUACUUGAUUUUCAAAGCAGAGUAACGCUCGAACAGUCCACAGACGUGACAGAACAUAGUGUUUCCCUCAGUCAUAGCGAAUAAAUGCUAAUUGUUAUAUAGCCAGGGUGAACACCAAACGUGAUUGGCUGAUUUGUGGUCACGUGACUUCAGAUAAAUGUAAUGUAUCCCGCCCGCCAGGUACAUAAAAUAAACAAAAUGGUGGCACAACUAGCAUAAUUAGAAACUACGAUUUUCCAAGUUUGUGUUCAAAUAAAGAAUGUGAAAAGAAGAAAAAUAUAGAGUUUUUGUCACGAAAUACAAUUGUUAUGAAUGUUGUUGAAUGUUGAUUUUUGUUCGUCGCUAUAUAACAAAACGCUUAUGUCUGUUCCCUCGGGAAACAGUUAGUUUUGUUUUCCCUCGAAUCUCACAUUGAGACUCUCGGGAAACAAAACAAACUAUUUCCCUUGGGAGCAGACAUAAUAGACAUUUUAAAAUGUAUAUUAUUUCAUUUAUUCUGAUGCGUCAGACAGAUGAUCCGUCAAAUCUAUCUCUAAAUAUUGAAUUGAUUCACAAAUCGGUCCAAGAGAAACAUUUCAGAUUGUCUUAUCCUACCUUUGAAUUAAAUGUACUCUAUUUUUCUUUCCUUCUAGUGGGAUCUUGUCUGCAGUGAUGCUUACAAGACCAGUCUUGCAAUAACAAUAUAUUUCGUUGGCGUAAUGUUAGGAGGUCUUGUAUUCGGAACAUUAUCAGAUAAAUUUGGACGACGACCUAUCCUGUUGUUUACCAUGUUUGCGCCAUCAUUGAUUGGAAUUAUCGUAUUUUUUAUCAAAAAUUAUAUCGCCUUUGUUAUCCUUCGUUUUGUUCUGGGAUUUCUUUUACAGGUCAGUAUCGUAACUGGUAUCCUAAUUAUUACCUGCAGAGCUGACACUAGCAUGAUCAGUGGGAGCACUUUGCCCUGAGGGUAUAUUGAAGAUCUAGUUUUUACUGCCGUACACCAGUAGUCGAAAAGUGCUAGCGCUUGUAUUAAUCUUUGGUUGUAUGCAAGUGUUAAUUGUGCUCAACUGAUAUCUUUUGUAUUUUUUAAGGGUUUACAAAUGACAUCAUUUCUUCUGUUCAUGGAAGUGUUAGCAGUCCAGUAUCGUACUGCGGCCGGUGUGACGGCCAGUAUAUUCUGGUCAUUUGGCGUAAUGUCUUUAGCGUUGAUAUCUUAUCUUAUACAAGACUGGAGAUAUAUUCAACUAUUCACUACUGUAACUGGAUUGCUUCAAAUUGGACUGAUAUGGUAUGUCGAAUAGAUAGAUAUAAGAUAUAUGUUAUGCACCUAUCAAUGUUAAGCCCCAGAGGCGGGGGGGGGGUCGGGCAUAGGUGGGGCAUUUAAUUUUUUGAGCAAAUUUCAAAUCAAAUGCCCCACCGUCGGGCAAUAAAUACUAUAUUAAUAAAAGUCAUUUGGUUCAAAUUGCCCCAACUCGGGGCCAAAAUGCGGGGCCAAAUUCGGGGUCAAAAUGGGAUGCAAUUGAUGAUCAAAUACCCCACAUAUGCCCGACCCCCCCCCUUGAAUGGGCCUCUGUUUCCUCUUUUAAUGGACCUCUACUUCAUCUUUCAAACACAAUCUGUAUUGUGUCACUAACUUUCCAAACUUAAAUCUACAUUUGACGUCAAUCGAAUUGGCACUUGCAAGACUUAUUGUUCCAAGUGUCGUUCCUACAACCCAACUUGUUGCUCUUAAAGUUCAUUUCAUGCACUUUUCAUGUUAAUAUUUGUUCAAAUAUAUCAGUGUGUAAUGUGUGUUUGUGACUUUAAGAAUAUGUUUUAGUUUAGUUUAGUUUAGUUUAGUUUAAUGAAAUAUGUCACAUUACAAAUUACAAAUAAAUACAGGACUUGCAUGCAACACCUAAACUAACGAUGACACAAAGACGGAGUGACAGGAGAGGAAAACAGGACUAACGUCCCAAUUGACAAUCCUCCCCCUUUUAUCUUAUAACUAUUGUUGCCUUUCUUGAAUCGGUGUUGGCUAAUAUAGGAUUCUUGUUAGUUCUAUAUAUUAGGCUAUACCUUCAAUCUUAUUUGUCCUUCAUCUAUGUAUAUAUUGUCAAAUUUAAUAUCUAUUUCUUCAUGUAUAGAAGGUUGUAAAGUUAAUAAAAACUAAAUAAAUAAAUAUUUUUUGUAGCAUCUUGCCAGAAUCAUUCCGUUGGCUGCUAACUAAGAACCGUUUAGACGCCGCAGAAGGAGUAAUUGAAAGAAUUUCUAAUUUCAACGAUCUGCCAUUUCCUCGGGAAGAGUUUAACAAAGUCGUGGAUAACAGUAAUAAACAGGAGGCCAAUGUUAAGAAGAACUACAGUAUUAUUGAUAUUUUCAGAUCGUCUGUUUUAAGAAAACGCUCUAUCAUUUUGGCUUUUGUAUGGUAGGCAACAUUUGAUUAACUUUCAUC
This is a messenger RNA of Paramuricea clavata, 3154 nucleotides long. The record is from the annotation of a GenBank genome assembly. Lineage: Eukaryota; Metazoa; Cnidaria; Anthozoa; Malacalcyonacea; Plexauridae.